Molecule: messenger RNA, 618 nt
Organism: Hibiscus syriacus
Lineage: Eukaryota; Viridiplantae; Streptophyta; Magnoliopsida; Malvales; Malvaceae
Product: V-type proton ATPase subunit G1-like
Exons: 4
Coding region: 100-426 (108 amino acids)
Biological process (GO): proton transmembrane transport
Cellular component (GO): vacuolar proton-transporting V-type ATPase complex
Molecular function (GO): proton-transporting ATPase activity, rotational mechanism
Source: RefSeq, a predicted model, not a curated record
AUAAGUGACCAUGAUUUUUUCUCCCCCUAAAUUGUCUGGUUAAAUCUCAAAUCAAAAACACCGCUUCUCUUGGAGUAACUACGAAAAAAUUCAGCAAAUAUGGAAGCCAACAAGGGUGGUAUCCAACAGCUGCUAGCUGCAGAACAAGAGGCUCAGCACAUUGUCAACGCAGCAAGAAAUGCAAAAAUGGCUAGACUAAGACAGGCAAAGGAAGAGGCAGAGAAAGAGAUUGCUGAAUAUCAUGCUCAAGUGGAGUAUGAGUUUCAGAAGAAGGUAGCUGAGAGUAGCGGAGACUCGGGAGCUAAUGUGAAGCGGCUUGAGGUUGAAACAGAUGCAAAGAUCAAUCACUUGAAGAAUGAAGCCGCAAGGAUAUCUCACGAUGUCGUACGGAUGCUUUUGAAGAAUGUGACAACCGUGAGGAACUAGGUAUCUUCUAUGAAGAAUGAUGGUUUAGUCGUCUACAACCUUCAAUCAGGCCCUGUAUGAUUAUGUCAAAACUCAGAGCUCAUGCUUGGGAACAAUUUUUUGUCAUUAUUUUAUCAUAUUUUGUUAUUUCAUUUGUGCCAUGCUUUGGAUGAUGAUGUUCAAGUUCUAAAACAAAAUUUAAUAUGUGCUGCC